AUGGCCACCGACAAAGAAGCACGCCCAGCACAACCAAGCCUCUUCUUCCAAUCUCACAACGAAAAGGGGACAGAAACAAUCCUCCUCAUCCACGGCGCAUGCGGUAGCAGCAAAGAAUGGGACGAUGUAAUCCCCCACCUAACCGAUCAAAACUACCACGUCCUCGCCCCAGACUUACCGAUGCACGGCCAAUCCGUCUCAAUCAAGCCCUUCAACCUCGACACAGCCACCGCCAGCAUCUUACAUAUCAUAUCCGCACACGCAAAAAAUGGCACCGCGCAUCUAGUGGGUCUCAGUCUAGGCGCUCACAUCGGUGCAUGUAUCGCCGAGCGCGCGGUGCCGGGCCAAAUAUCCUCAGCGAUAUUGUCGGGGUAUAAUACUCUUGCGCCGCCAAAGAUGCUUAUGCCUCUGAUUAUGCCGUCGAUUUUCAUGCUACAUCAUACGGUCCAGAUGCUCACGCAGUUUCAGACGGAGAUGAAGCAUUUGCAGACUGGGCAGUCGUCUUAUGGACUUAUUUAUGAGGUUGGUCGGACGCUUUGUGAGCCGCGGCCGCUUGGGAAGAUCGCCGUGCGGACGCUGGUGGUUGCAGCGCAGAAGGAUUCGCUCUUGCAGAAGGAUAGUCUUAAUUCCGCGAGGAAGUUGUUUGCGGCUGUGGAGGGGGGUAAAGAGGGUGGGAGUCGGGUGGUGCUUCAUCACGGGAUUCUACAUGCGUGGCAUAUGUUUGAGCCUGUAUUGUUUGGGGAAAUGGUUGUCAAGUGGGUUGGAGGGGAGAAGAUCAGCAGUGAUUUCGAGGAUAUUGAGUAA
Molecule: messenger RNA, 804 nt
Organism: Penicillium waksmanii
Lineage: Eukaryota; Fungi; Ascomycota; Eurotiomycetes; Eurotiales; Aspergillaceae
Product: alpha/beta fold hydrolase
Exons: 1
Coding region: 1-804 (267 amino acids)
Source: RefSeq, a predicted model, not a curated record